GGAGGAGAUGAUCUGGAUCCAGACUACGUCCUAAGCUCUCGUGUCCGGACAGGUCGCAGCAUCCGCGGCUUCUGUCUGCCUCCUCACUGCAGCCGAGGAGAACGCCGCGCCAUUGAGAACCUGUCCUUGGAAAGUCUGGAUGUGCUGGAUGGGGACUUAAAGGGGAAGUACUACGCUCUGAAGAACAUGACCGAGGAGGAGCAGCAGCAGCUAAUCGAUGACCACUUCCUGUUUGAUAAGCCUGUCUCCCCCCUGCUGCUCGCCUCUGGCAUGGCCCGCGACUGGCCCGAUGGCCGCGGCAUCUGGCACAACGACAACAAGACCUUCUUGGUUUGGGUGAACGAAGAGGAUCACCUGCGGGUCAUCAGCAUGCAGAAAGGAGGAAACAUGAAGGAGGUGUUCAACCGCUUCUGCACUGGACUCACCAAGAUCGAGGGCUUGUUUAAGGAACGAGGUCACGAGUUCAUGUGGAACGAACACCUGGGCUAUGUCCUCACCUGUCCUUCCAACCUGGGGACGGGACUGAGGGCCGGAGUCCAUGUCAAGCUGCCAAACGUCAGCAAGCACGAGAAGUUCGGAGAGAUCCUGAAGAGGCUGAGGCUGCAGAAGAGGGGCACAGGGGGCGUGGACACAGCAGCGGUGGGUGGAGUCUUUGAUAUUUCCAACGCUGACCGUCUGGGCUUUUCCGAGGUGGAGCUGGUGCAGAUGGUGGUGGAUGGUGUCAACCUGCUGGUGGACAUGGAGAAACGUCUGGAGGCUGGAGAGAGCAUCGAUGACAUCAUACCAGAUCAGAAGUGAACUGUAACCUCUGACCUGUGAAACACCUCCCACUACCCCCCUCUCCCCCACAUACCGUUGCUCACUGUAACCAAUUAGAAUCCGUCCUGACGCAAACGGCCGUUUAAAGCCGCCCAGUUAAUGUCCAAUGUGGAGGAUUUUCUAUUUCCUGUUGGACCGAUCUAACACAUGAAAUACCUAAUAAAGUCUGUGUGGACCCGA
Molecule: messenger RNA, 999 nt
Organism: Gasterosteus aculeatus aculeatus (three-spined stickleback)
Lineage: Eukaryota; Metazoa; Chordata; Actinopteri; Perciformes; Gasterosteidae
Source: RefSeq, a predicted model, not a curated record